Molecule: messenger RNA, 1716 nt
Organism: Chanos chanos (milkfish)
Lineage: Eukaryota; Metazoa; Chordata; Actinopteri; Gonorynchiformes; Chanidae
Gene: slc25a32b
Product: solute carrier family 25 member 32b
Exons: 7
Coding region: 196-1158 (320 amino acids)
Biological process (GO): nucleotide transport; transmembrane transport
Source: RefSeq, a predicted model, not a curated record
CCUAAGGUCGAGAUGGUAAUUCAGUGGCAAAACUGAAAACAGGAAAGGUUGUUUUGUUUAGGAUUUGAUAAGAUGGGACCCACUGGCUGAUUUAACCGGUUACAUCUAGUUUUCGGUUUCAUCGCACGUCCAAUGAGACACAAAUACCGUAUCCUUCUUUUAAACUGUAUUUUCACCUACAGCUAGCAAACAGCAAUGAGUCCGACUUCAAGCACCGCUACAUCUCUCACGGUUGCCUCAAACGGCGGACCUGUCUCCACAAAGGGCAGUCUCCAGCGCCUCUUCAGCCAUGUCAAAAUUGAAAAUUUGGCUGCAGGACUAAGUGGAGGAGUCGUGUCAACGCUCGUGCUUCACCCCCUGGAUCUUGUCAAAAUUAGAUUUGCAGUUAGCGAUGGACUGGCUUUACGACCUAAAUAUGCCGGUAUGUUUCACUGUAUGAGAAGCAUAUGGCAGCAGGAAGGACUCCGAGGACUUUACCAAGGCGUGACCCCUAAUAUUUGGGGUGCUGGAGCUUCAUGGGGUCUCUAUUUCUUCUUUUACAAUGCAAUCAAAGCAUACACCAAGGAAGGUCGCCAAGCGGAGUUGAGUCCUACCGAGCACAUGCUGUCAGCAGCACAAGCAGGAGCAAUGACAUUAUGCAUUACCAAUCCGAUCUGGGUAACAAAGACGCGCCUCGUUCUGCAGUACAACGCCGAUCCCUCAACGAAGCAGUACAAGGGCAUGGUAGACGCGUUGGUGAAAAUCUACAGACAGGAAGGAGUCCCUGGACUUUACAGGGGGUUCGUCCCUGGUUUGUUUGGCACUUCCCACGGUGCACUGCAGUUCAUGGCCUACGAGGAGCUGAAGAGAGAGUACAACAAAUAUAGAAAGAUGCAAUCGGAUGCUAAACUGAAUCCCCUGGAGUAUAUCACAAUGGCCGCUCUGUCCAAAAUAUUUGCCGUGGCAACGACGUACCCGUAUCAGGUGGUGAGGGCGCGUUUACAAGAUCAACACAACAAGUACAACGGGGUGCUGGACGUUAUCGGCAGGACGUGGAGAAACGAAGGUCCUUUGGGAUUCUACAAAGGCAUGGUGCCCAAUUUGAUCCGUGUGACACCGGCCUGCUGCAUCACGUUCGUGGUUUACGAGAAUGUGUCCCGAUUUCUCUUCGGCCAGUGAGAGUGGUGGGGUUUGGGGGGGGCGCAGAUGAAGAUUGGCUGUAACGAGAAAAAGACAGGGGGGCGCCAGUCCACGAGCAAGCAGCUCGGCACGGACGACCGCGCUGACCGCGCUCCUUCCUGAGCUGCGUCAUUGUGGUGGAAGUGACGGAGUCAUGGAUGUCAGCCGUAGCUCGGGGGGGGAAGUGGAGGAAACGGAAGAUUCUGGAAACAAUUUCUUCCCAAUAAUAUCAGCAUGCAGUGGGUUGUGUAUUGCUGCAACAUGUGAAAUUCAAAGAAUUGCGUUUUCUUGUGCUAUGUCAUAAGCAUUUGAUUUGUCUCUUGUGCAGAUGAGAUCAAAUGCCUCACUGUCUACGUAUGUAGACAGGAAAAUAUCCAAAACACCACGGAGCUGCUGCGCGUUAGAAUGUGAACUGAAAGCCGGGAAUGGAGACCGAGGUUGAAAUUUCAUAAGAAUACAUAUGCUUUUUGUAGGAUGACAAACUUAUUUGAUCUCUGUACGACGCCUCGUAAUGUCACGUCGCGUUUCCAUGGUAAACUGGGCACGAGUUAAUACCAG